This is a messenger RNA of Cololabis saira (Pacific saury), 3086 nucleotides long. RefSeq names its product nascent polypeptide associated complex subunit alpha (gene naca). Bases 6 to 2597 code for a protein of 863 amino acids. The record is from RefSeq and is a predicted model, not a curated record. Gene Ontology annotation, cellular component: nascent polypeptide-associated complex; cytoplasm. The transcript has 8 exons. NCBI's taxonomy places the organism in Eukaryota, Metazoa, Chordata, Actinopteri, Beloniformes, Belonidae. Gene Ontology annotation, biological process: protein targeting to membrane.
CAGCCAUGCCCGGUGAAGCAACAGAAACGGUCCCGGUCACCGAGCAGGAGAUGCAGCAGCCUCAAGUGGAGACUGCUUCGUCCCAGAAACCUCAGGCAGCCUCAGGCCCCGCAAAGCCAAAAGGCAAAGAUGCCAAGAAUGUAAAGGGUCCCUCGGCCCCAAAGGCGGUCCCUGGCAGAAGAAAACGCUCUUCUAUGUCUGCCUCUUCUUCUUCUCCCACUUCACCAAAAUCUGCUCCCCUUUCUGCCCCCAUGUCACAUGGGCAGUCUCCUUUGGUCUCUCCAACUGGUAACUCUCCUGCUAAUCAGGAUACCAGUGUCAGCCCAAAAGUUGUCAAGGCUGGUAAACAAGGAAAAGCUAAAAAGGUAGAGGCAUUCGUGUCUGCUCCUGUACAGGUGGACUGCAAGGUCCCUGACACAAGUGUAAAACCAGAGGCCAACUUUAAGAAACCGGCAGCUGAUGAAAAAAAAGCUGGUCCAGGUGGUAAUAAAUCUCAGUCAUCAGCUGCAAAACCUGUUGCAGCCCCUGCUGCAUUCAAAGUUACCUCAAAGCCUGCUGUUGCAGCACCAAUUUCUUUCAUGGAUACAGUUGCUUCAAGCCCUCCCAGACCAGCUAUAGUUACUGCUUCAUCAAAAGCAGCCCAUGUUAACUCUGCUGAUGAUGAGCUACCUCCACUGAUCCCACCUGUGAAGCCAGUUAAAAUGGCAUCUCCUGUUGACAGUUCUACCAAAGCUCCUGUAGAUGUUCCUAAAACAUCACCCAAAUCCAAGAAAGGUAAUGAGCCCAAAUCAGCCGCUGCCAAGCCGGCGCCUCCAGCUAAACCUGCCGAGGCCGCAAAGACAACACCUCUGGCAAAAUCUACUCCUGCCGAGUCUGUGAAGUCUGCACCCCCCGCAAAAUCUGCCGCUGCCGAAGCCGCCAAGAAGGCACCCCCGGCAAAACCUGCCGAGGCCGUCAAGGCAGCACCCCCGGCAAAACCUGCCGAGGCCGUCAAGGCAGCACCCCCGGCAAAAUCUGCCGAGGCCGCCAAGAAGGCACCCCCGGCAAAAUCUGCCGACGCCGUCAAGGCGGCACCCCCUGCAAAACCUGCCGCUGCCGAGGCCGCCAAGAAGGCACCCCCUGCAAAGCCUGCCGAGGCCGUCAAGGCGGCACCCCCGGCAAAAUCUGCAGAGGCUGUCAAGGCGGCACCCCCGGCAAAAUCUGCCGCUGCCGAGGCCGUCAAGGCGGCACCCCCGGCAAAGUCUGCAGAGGCCGUCAAGGCGGCACCCCCGGCAAAAUCUGCAGAGGCCGUCAAGGCGGCACCCCCGGCAAAAUCUGCCGAGGCCGUCAAGGCGGCACCCCCGGCAAAAUCUGCAGAAGCCGCCAAGAAGGCACCCCCGGCAAAAUCUGCAGAGGCCGUCAAGGCGGCACCCCCGGCAAAAUCUGCAGAGGCCGUCAAGGCGGCACCCCCGGCGAAAUCUGCCGCUGCCGAACCCGCCAAGAAGGCACCCCCGGCAAAAUCUGCCGCUGCCGAAGCCACCAAGAAGGCACCCCCGGCAAAAUCUGCCGAGGCCGCCAAGGCGGCACCACCUGCAAAAUCUGCAGCUGCCUCUUCUGUUGCUGAUCCUAAAGGUCCUAAAGCAGUUUCCAAGGCUGGACCUACAUCUGAAACUGUACAAGACAAAGCGGCUCCUGUUGGGCCUGUAAAUGAUGUCAAAUCAGUCGUUAACACCGCUAAAAAGCCAGGUGCAGAUAAAUCACAUGAGAUUGCCAAGCCAGCCCCUGAGAAAGGCCAUAAGCCAGUUGGUGAUCCCAAAUUUUCUGAGGUAAAGGCAGGACCUGCUGAGGCUUCUCAACCUGCCAAAUCUGCAGGUGUUCCCUUGAAACCUGCUCCAGUUGAGCCUUCUGUUCCUGCUCCAUCUUCCCGCAAACUCACUUUUGCUGAGGCAGUUGCAAAACCUGCAGCUGUAAAAACUGAACCUGCCCCUACACCCGCUAAAACCCCAGCCAAGGUGGAGCCUGUGAUCAAGAAUGAUGAUGGAUCUGGCACCGAGUCAGACAGUGACGACUCGGUCCCUGAGCUGGAGGAACAGGACUCUGCACAGACUCAGACACAACAAGCCCAGCUUGCAGCAGCUGCCGAAAUAGAUGAGGAACCUGUCAGCAAAGCCAAACAGAGCCGCAGUGAAAAGAAGGCACGAAAGGCGAUGUCGAAGCUUGGUCUCAGGCAAGUAACAGGAGUCACCAGAGUCACCAUUCGCAAGUCAAAGAACAUCUUGUUUGUCAUCACCAAACCGGAUGUCUACAAGAGCCCUGCAUCAGACACGUAUAUCGUCUUCGGUGAAGCUAAGAUUGAAGAUCUUUCUCAGCAAGCCCAACUGGCAGCCGCAGAAAAGUUCAAGGUACAGGGAGAAGCGGUAUCAAACAUCCAGGAAAACACACAGACACCCACAGUACAGGAGGAGAGUGAAGAAGAGGAGGUUGAUGAGACCGGCGUUGAGGUGAAGGACAUUGAACUCGUCAUGUCACAAGCCAACGUGUCACGAGCAAAGGCUGUACGGGCUCUGAAAAACAACAACAACGACAUUGUCAAUGCUAUUAUGGAAUUGACGAUGUAAAGGGACUGAAGAGUUGAAGAAAAGUUGCUGAUAUAAUCUAAGCUCAUUUAUACAAUUUAUACCCAAGAUGGAAAUAAAGUUGUGGCUUGAUAACAUUACAUUUUGAUUUCUUUUUUCUUUUAGAAAUUAAGUUGUCUGAUGUUUUUAGAUCUAAUGAUGAAUCUGUUUGAGACAGAAAUUAAGCCAAUAUCAUCAUGCCAAACUUUGAGAUCCUUGCUUCAUUUCAGAACUUCAUUUCUCUAUACACACAUCAACCCGUGUCAUCACACAGACCUUGCCUUUUGAGUAAUAUUACAAAUCUCUAGGAUGCCAUUUCCAACUCUUAAUGGGUUAAUUAUAAUUGAUGAUAAAAUGUAUCAAAGGAAGUUGUUUUUGGAUAAUGGUAGUUUAUAAAGAAAAGCUGAGAAGGACCUGUGGUCAAUUUGAUUUUCAUGCUUUGUGGAGCUGGAACAUUGUACUGUAAAGAUGAAAAAUAAAAAUGAAAACUGA